Molecule: messenger RNA, 1281 nt
Organism: Ictalurus furcatus (blue catfish)
Lineage: Eukaryota; Metazoa; Chordata; Actinopteri; Siluriformes; Ictaluridae
Gene: cxcl-c13b
Product: C-X-C motif chemokine 9
Exons: 4
Coding region: 126-503 (125 amino acids)
Biological process (GO): immune response
Cellular component (GO): extracellular region
Molecular function (GO): chemokine activity
Source: RefSeq, a predicted model, not a curated record
CCAUUUCUUAUAAAUCCCUGUAGUUUAUCUGAAUAGUGAAGGAAUUUCCAGGGAGUGGCAAAAGUGCUGGGAAAUCCCAUUCGCAGUAUUUAAAAGCAAGAGAGCAAAAUUCUGGCAGUGUUACAAUGAAGUCCACACUACACACUUUCCCUGCUCUUCUGGUUCUGGGAAUCUGUAUCCAUUUCACAGUUCAGAGGGCAGAGAGUCAGUAUGUUCCGAACCGCUGCGUCUGUCUAAAGUCCAGCAACGGAGUCUGGGGACCAUUUUCAGAUUUUACAGUCACCUUAAAAAGACCUGGCUGUAUGAGAGAUGAGAUCAUAGUGAUUCUGAAGAAGGACAACCGAAAAGUGUGUCUAAGUCCUCAUGGACGUCAAGGCAAAAGACUGUUGAAAUGCUGGCACAGAAAACUGGCGGAGGGUAAAAAUGGGAAGACAUGCAUGGGAAGACUCAGACCACGGCGUCAGAAGAAGCAGCGUGCCAAAUCAAAGACAAUCAAAAGAUAAACAGUGCCACACCAGGACCUUCGACAGAUUCAGUAGUCUGUACAAGCUAUUUGUAGCAGUGUGGCUGUUGACAAAGUGUAUAUGAAGGGCUGGCCCCAUUCAUAACUAGGUUACCAUACAGCAGCACUCCUAAGAUUUACUCCUAUGCAUUGGAUCACAGUCUUUGCUGCAUAAUCCAGUGAAAAGGUCGUGUUUCAUUACCAGUUUUAGUAGGAUUUAUGAAAGCAGUCAAACAUAUUUUGCACAUUGUUUAUACUUUUUAAAAAAAAUAAUGUUAUUACAUUUUUUCACUAAGUUUUAUAAUAAAUUUAAAAACUUAAGCAAAAGAGUCUUGUUUAUUUUUUCUAACUUCAUUAUUAAUGCAUGCAUUUCACAACAAAUAAUCAACAGUGCGUGAAGAACUGGUUAUAAUGUAAUAAUCUUCCAGCUUCUGAAAGCUCGGACCAUACUACUGUUUGCUAAUUCAUUAAUGUAUUCAUUUUCAGUUACGGAUUUAUCCAGGUCGGACUUGUUCAAAGGCUGUAAUACACUUGUAGUGUAUUACACCCUGGAUGGGACUCUAGUCUAUCGCAGGGCAUCACACAUAUGUUCACACAUUCUGGCAAUUUAGAGUAACCAAUCCACCUAUUGGCAUGACUUUGGGAAGACAAACUGCUCAUACACUGACCAGAGAAGCUGUCUCACUCUCCACAAUUCUAUUUUCUGGGUCACAGUAAUUUUGCCAUCAUUUUACUGCUUUUGUUAUUGCUGCCUGGUGUUUUGAAAACUGACUUGAAAA